GUGUCGCGCGUGGGCCGGGGACUCGUCUCUCCUUCCUCCUCCACCACCACCACCACCACCACCACCACCACGGGACCGGACACCAGAGACCAAUAGAAAAAUCCUUCCUUUCCUUCUACCAAUCAAUCGAUCGCGUGGCGGAGAAGAAGAGACCAAGGAAGGAACGAACCACAAGCUAUCUCCGGUCGCCUGCUUCCUUCCCCAAUCCACCCACCGCCUCCCUCGCCGCCGGGAACCCACGAGCGGAAUCGGAAUCGGAAUCAGCAGCGACACGGCGGAGGGGUUGGGGCGGAGGAAGGAUUUGCCCGGCGGCUCAGGGAUCUCGUCGUUUGGCUCUCCCUCCUCCUUCUUGAUUGAUCGACCGGUAGGUGGGCGAUUCGGGCGGAUCCAGCGGCAGCCAUGAUGAUGGUGGACACGGUCAGCGCCAGCACCUCCUUCAUCGCCCACCACCCCUUCGACCACCACCGGCCGAAGGGGAUCCACGCGCGCAGGACGCUCCAUGUCGUCAGCUGCCGCCACCUGGGCACUGCCUUCGCCGGCCGCCGCCUCGUGGCACGGGUGGUGCCCACGAGGCAGCCCGCGAGGCGGCUUGCCGACUGGCCGGCCAGGGCCCUGGCCGCGGUCGGGUUCACCAAGGAGGCCGUCCCGCGGAAGGAGUUCCGGGGGAUCCCGGGAGAGGGCGACACCGGCGGCCUGGGGACCGAUGAUGCUCCCCCAGCGGCAACGCCGUCGUGGCCGCCACGGAACAGGGCCGACGACCCCAGCCUGCACAACCCCCUGAUGCGUCUCGAGCGCAUGGGCUGUGGUUGGGUCGGCGUCAUCUUCGAGUGGGAGGGCGUGGUUGUGGAGGACGACACGCGGCUGGAGCGGCAGGCGUGGCUGACCCUGGCCGAGGAGGAGGGCAAGUCGCCGCCGCCAGCAUUCGUCCUUCGGCGGGUCGAGGGGAUGAAAGCCGAGCAUGCCGUCUCCGAGGUUCUCUGCUGGUCCCGGGACCCCUCGGAGCUCCGCCGCCUGGCGGCACGCAAGGAGGAGAUCCACGGCGGGCUCCGCGGCGCGGCCAGCCAGAUGCGGGACGGGUCGAGGGAGUUCAUGAGCACGCUCGUCAACUACAAGAUCCCCCUCGCCGUCGCCUCCACGCGGCCCCGCAAGGCCGUCGAGGCGGCCAUCGAGGCCGUCGGCGCCCGGGGCUUCUUCGACGCCGUCGUGGCCGCCGAGGACGUGUACCGGGGCAAGCCCGACCCCGAGCUGUUCCUCUAUGCCGCGCAGCUGCUUGGCUUCAUCCCCGAGCGCUGCGUCGUGUUUGGCAACUCCAACUCGGCCGUGGAGGCCGCGCACGACGCCCGCAUGAAGUGCGUGGCCGUCGCGAGCAAGCACCCCGCCUACGAGCUCAGCGCCGCCGACCUCGUGGUGAAGCGGCUCGACGAGCUAUCCGUUGUUGAUCUCAAGAACCUCGCCGACAUCGACUCCCCCGAGUUUGGCAUGGAGCCCGAGCCCGAGAUGGAGGAGGAGGAGGACGAUGCGCCACCGUCAACCGCCGUGGGCGUCGACGAUAUAUUCUUGUAGGAGACUCAGGAGCCGCCGGUAUGUAUGUACAUUUGAUUUGGGUUAGCCCUUCUCCUGUUGCACAUGUGUAUGAUGGAUGGAUAAUUUGUUAUAGCGAUCAGGGAGGAAGGAAGGGCUAUUAUCUAUCCUUCUAAUCCGUGUUAGGUUGUGUUAUGUACAUGGAAAUGUAUCUUUAGAACUCACACAAACUGUAUAUAUACUUGGAAAAGGAAAAAAAAAAGAGGGAACUCGAUACUAGUA
Hordeum vulgare subsp. vulgare (domesticated barley) is the source of this 1803-nucleotide messenger RNA. Its product is annotated as 5-amino-6-(5-phospho-D-ribitylamino)uracil phosphatase, chloroplastic-like. The record is from RefSeq and is a predicted model, not a curated record. NCBI's taxonomy places the organism in Eukaryota, Viridiplantae, Streptophyta, Magnoliopsida, Poales, Poaceae. The transcript is spliced from 2 exons. Bases 400 to 1563 code for a protein of 387 amino acids.